Molecule: messenger RNA, 648 nt
Organism: Arthroderma uncinatum
Lineage: Eukaryota; Fungi; Ascomycota; Eurotiomycetes; Onygenales; Arthrodermataceae
Product: charged multivesicular body protein 5
Exons: 2
Coding region: 1-648 (215 amino acids)
Biological process (GO): late endosome to vacuole transport via multivesicular body sorting pathway; vesicle budding from membrane
Cellular component (GO): multivesicular body
Source: RefSeq, a predicted model, not a curated record
AUGAACCGGCUUUUUGGAACGAAGAGCACGGCUCCAAAGCCGACACUGGAGGGAGCCAUUACGAGUGUCGACUCUCGCAUAUCAAGUAUAGACGUCAAACUAGCCGCUCUAAACUCUGAGCUCACGGCCUACCAGACGAAGAUGUCAAAGAUGCGUGACGGGCCUGGCAAAAGCGCUCUCAGACAGAAAGCACUGAAAGUUCUACAGCAGCGGAAACGAUACGAAGGCCAGCGUGACCAGUUAUCGCAGCAGUCGUGGAACAUGGAACAGGCUGGGAUGAUGCAGGAUAACCUACGCAAUGUCAUGACGACCGUCGACGCGAUGAAGACUACAACUAAGUCUCUAAAGCAGCAGUACGGGAAGGUGGACAUCGACCAGAUCGAGCGCAUGCAGGAUGAGAUGCAGGACCUGAUGGACAUCGGGAACGAGAUCCAGGACAGCAUCAGCCGGGCGUAUGAUGUGCCCGAGGACGUCGACGAAGCAGAUCUAGACGCCGAGCUGGAGGCGCUUGGCGAGGAGGCGAUGUUCGAACAAGCAAUGGGCGGAGAGGAGGCGAUUCCAUCCUUUAUGCAGGAUGAGGUCGGUCCUCCACAGUUUAUCGACGAGCCGCCGGAGCAGAAUAAGGUGAAGGAGGUCGCUGGUGGCUGA